GAACUUGAACUUAAGUGUAAUGUUUUUUUUCAGUUUAUUGUACCUUGGAACUUCAAUUUCCGGAAGCAAAAAUUUAACUCUCCCAAAAGUUGAAAUUUGAUAAAUCAACAAAACUAGCUUCCGAAACUUAAACUUAAACGUGUAAAUUUUUUUCUUGUGAAUUACACUUCUGGAAGUGUAAAUUGAACUAUUUCGGGUUUGCAAGGGUGGUGUCGUUUGGUUUUAUGGAGGGAAAGGUUGGAGGUAGCUCUUUGUUUGCUGAGAUUUUGGCGCUGAAGGCAGGUCUUACACUUGUGUGGGACAUGGGUUUGAGGAAGUCCAGUAGUUUCUGAUGAGGGAUUGGAGAAUCCAGCUUCUUCAUAUUUCUCGGGAUGCUAAUAUGGUUGCGGAUUGCUUUGCGCACUUGGGAUCGGAUAGUCAGUGUGUGUUCACUCGAUCCUUCUCCCCAGCUUAAUCUCAUCUUGGCUAUGAAUUUGUUAGCCUUGUAGCUUUUCUUUUUCUUUGUUUUGCUUUAAUUUUCGGAUUUACCAAAAAAAAAAUUUAAUUUUUAGGUGUGUAAAAAAUAACAUUAUCCAAAAAAUCAGCCACCAGCAACCACCGCCAAAACCACCAUCCUAACCUGCAGCCUCUGCAUCCCGCACCUCCAGCACCGACACCCACGAAUGCAGCAGCCAAUUCCUCGCUGAACCACCAUGCAGCUUCCACUUAGCGAGCCUGCAGCACAACACCACGCCCCCAGCCUCCUUCAACCUCCCCCUUAACCGUCCCGGCAGAACCCAUAUCGCCGCCGCAACAUCAUGCAACUCAAUAGCCUUAUCGGACCUGCUACUCCAUAGCUUCUUCAUUUCCAUAUUGGACAUGUGGCUUUGCUUGUUGAUGAAGAAAGGGUGGGAAUCAGGUAUGAACCUGGUCUUAUCAAGAAGAUUGUUAAAGACGCAUCUGCUAAAUUACCUCCUAUCCCUCUACCAAUCAAACACAUAGUUGGACUUGAUUCCCGCUUUGAGCAGGUGGAACCACUUUUAGAUACUAAGUCUAUUGGUGCCGUUUGCAUGUUGGAAAUUUACGGAGCUGGUGGAAUAGGCAAAACCACAUUUGCCUUGGAUAUCUAUAACAAAAUCAGACAUCAAUUUGAAGCUUCAAGUUUUCUUGCUAAUAUCAGAGAAAAAUCAAGCAAAAGCAAAGGCCUGGAAGAUCUUCAAAAGACCCUCAUGUCAGAGAUGGGUGAGGAGACAGAAACAAUGAUGGGCAGUACUUUUAGAGGAGAUUUUGAGAUCAAACGCAGGCUUAGCAACAAAAGAGUUCUUCUAGUUCUGGAUGAUGUUGACAAAAUAAAACAGUUGCAAGCACUGGCUGGGGGAGGUGAUUGGUUUGGUUCUGGUAGCAGGAUCAUCAUAACAACAAGGGAUACAACAAUGCUGGAUAAACAUAAGAUGGAUGAUGUUAUCAUGAAAAAAUAUAAAAUGGAGGAGCUAAAUGAUCAUGACUCUCUUGAACUCUUCUGCUGGCAUGCCUUUAACAUGAGCACACCUGCAGAAAACUUUGAAGGUGUUUCUAGUCAUGCUGUAAGUUAUGCAAAGGGUGUUCCGUUGGCUUUAAAGGUAAUAGGCUCCAAUUUAAAAGGUGGGAGAUUAGAAGAUUGGGAAAUAGAAUUGAACAAAUACAGGACAAUUCCAAACUCUGAGAUUCAAGGAGUGCUUGAAAUAAGCUACUUUAGUUUGUCUGAGUUGGACCAGAAAACUUUCUUGGACAUUGCUUGUUUCUUUAAAGGAGAGAGAUGGGUAUAUGUUGAAAGGGUACUAGAGGCUUGUGAUUCCUUCCCAAGUAUUCGAGUAUUUGUCAUGAAAAGUCUCAUUAACAUUGAUGAAAAUGGCUGCUUGGAUAUGCAUGAUAUAAUACAGAACAUGGGUAGAGAGAUUGUUAGAAAGGAGUCGCCAUUAAACCUUGGUGACCGGAGCAGAUUAUGGUCUCAUAAGGAAGUUCUUCAAGUACUUAAAGAAAACUCAGGAAGUGCCACAGUUGAAGGAAUAAUACUUGAUCCCCCUAGUCAUGAAGAAGUGUUUCGUUGGGCAGAUACUGCCUUCAAGAAGAUGGAGAAUCUUAGAAUUCUUAUUGUUCGGAAUGCUACAUUUUCAACAGCUCCUAGUUUUUUACCAAACAAUUUACGGGUACUUGAUUGGAAGGGGUACCCAUCAAAGUCUUUUCCACUUGACUUUUGUCCCCAAAGAAUUGUUGAUUUCAAGUUACCUCAUAGUUCUCUGACGUUGAUAAAGUCAUUUCAUGAGAUGUUUGAGGAUUUGACAUUCAUCAAUCUCUCCCAGUGUCAAUUCAUAACUCAAAUACCCAAGCUGUCUGGAGCAAAAAGUUUAAGAGUAUUGACAGUUGACAGAUGCCAUAAAUUAAUAAGGUUUGAUGAAUCCAUUGGAUUCAUGCCUAACCUUGAGUAUUUAAGUGCUGUAGAGUGUACCAGUCUCAAAAGUUUUGUGCCGAGAAUGUAUCUGCCAGCUCUCGAGGUGCUUUCAUUUAACUUAUGCAGAAGACUUGAACACUUCCCAGAUGUAAUGCAAAAGAUGGAUAAGCCACUGAAAAUUCACAUGAUAGGUACUGCUAUUAAGAAGUUUCCCAAGUCCAUUGGUAACCUUACUGGACUUGAGUAUAUUGACAUAUCAAUGUCUAGAAGACUCAGUGAUCUAUCAAGUAGCUUCUUAUUGCUGCCUAAACUUGGCACUUUGAGAAUUGAUGGUUGUUCUCAACUUAGAGGAUCAUUUCAAAGGUUCAAAGAGUUCCAUUCAGAAGCAAAUGACUGCCCCAAUAUGGUGACACUAUAUUUAAGUGAUGCUAAUCUAUCAGAUGAAGAUCUUCACAUAAUUCUUGAAAGUUUUCCAAAAUUGGAACACUUGAAUGUAUCACACAAUAAUUUUGCUUCUCUCCCAAAAUGCAUCAAAGGAUCUCUGCAUCUGAAAAGUCUUGAUGUGAGUUAUUGCAGGAAUCUUAAGGAAAUUCCAGAACUUCCAUUAAGCAUUCAGAAAGUAGAUGCAAGAUACUGCGGAUCCUUGACUUCAAAGGCAUCAAGCAUGCUAUGGUCUAAGGUCUGUGAAGAGAAGAAAGAAAUACAAGUUGUGAUGCCAAAAACAAAGAUUCCAAAUUGGUUUGACAUUAGCUGUGUUAGCAAUGAAGAUGUUCCACUUUUCUGGGCUCGCCGGAAGUUCCCCGUUGCUGCUUUAGCACUGGUGUUUGGGAAUUCCAGAGAGAUUAAUGUGAUUCAGAAGGACACCUUCAUCUCAGACUUCCUACCCGGAAUGAUGACUGAUAUGUCCCACGUUGUUGGUCUCCACUUGUUCAUAGACGGCCAAGAAAUAUGCCGCAAAGAUUACCAUUACUGCAGUGUCGGGGAACAUCAUGUGUUAGUGUGUGAUCUAAGGAUUUUGUUCAGUGAUGAAGAGUGGCAGGGACUUGAUGCAUGUCUUGGAGAUGAUUGGAAGGCCAUUCAGGUUCAAUGUGAAUCAUCACUGACUCUGAGCAGUUGGGGUGUUUAUGUGUACAAACAGAAAUCAAACACUGAUGACAUCCAAUUCAAGUUUUCCCAUCCCGAUUCCUCAGGAGAUUACAAGCCAGUGCCAGCAUCAUCUUUAGUUCCAAAAAGUACUCCACAGAUGCUAAAGCAGAGAAUAAGAUACGCAUCAGAAAACAUGAACCCAAGAGAAAUAUUUGGAGACUAUUUGCCUUUUCUUGAGAUAGAAGAAACACCCAGUUUCACCAAGGCGUUAUUGAGGUCGUGGAGGAUUGCCAAGACUGACAUGAGAGAAGCUUCAGCCUCUGCCUACGGAGCAAGCUUAAUGCAAGAACAUGAAGAAUCUGGCUGGGAUGUGGUGCGGGUUGUGGAGUUGAUGAAGGAGAAUGUGCCGAAACACAUCGCUGAUUCAUACUCGGAUGACAUACAAAGUGCACAUAAAAUUGUGGAGCAAGUGUUGAGGGCACGGGUGGAAUUUCAGAGGGAAAAGGGCAAUGAAAGGUUGGACAUCGAUAUGCCUAUAAUCCUAGAGGCAUGUCAUUUUUGUGAAGCUUCAAGCCGUCGCUACUGGGGAAAAUUGGAGUUGAAACAUGAAGAGCCAACAGUGAAAGCAAUACUGAGAAAGACAAGUCAACUUGCGUGGAGAUUUUGGAAAAUGGGUGAAGCCCCAUUAAAAGAGAGGAUGAACAUUGUUCUAUUGGAAAGCCAGUGUGAGAGUCUGUCAACUGAGGAAGCUUCAACCUCUGCGCAUGGGGAGGAGGAGGAGGAAGAAUAUUAUGAUCCUGUGUUGGAAGAGUUGUUGAUGAAGGUAGAGGAGGACACCAUGAGCUUGAAUAGAACUUACGGGAAGUUGAAGGCUUCUAUUGUUCUGUGCACGAAUGAAGAACUGGUUUCUGACAAAUAUUUGUUGGAAACUUUAUUCCUCCGUGGACAGCAAAAUCUGGCACAAGGAAACACGGGAUUGGGAAAUUUUGAAUUGGGGUUGUUUGGAAUGUUCGGGUCGGGUUUGAGAGGGACGAUGAGAUCUAAUUUCAAGAAGACAGCUUAUGGGAGGUUGAGGGUGGAGGAUGAUGGUCCUCAUCAAACUGCUCAGAGUCAGAAUGUGAAUCAAGACCAGGUGCUGCAUGAGGUAAGGGAUGCUCAGAAUCAGAAUCAGGGUAUUCAGCAUGAUUUAAGGGAUGCUCAGAAUCAGAAUCAGGGUAUUCAGCAUGAUUUAAGAGGUGCUCAGAGUCAGAGCACUCAGAAUCAAAAUAAGUUGGGCUGCACCGAUGUUCUUAUGAGGUGGAUUCUAUGCUGCUGUACCACCAAAUCUCACGAGUCAUAAAUUCACAAAGCUUAACACAUCAUUAUGAGAUAAAAGUGAGAGUACAUUUAUGGAGCAAAAUAGGUGAAAGGAGAUAGAAGGUAGACUGUAUUAGAAAUUAGGGGGCCUAUACUCAACCACAAAAGCUAGCUCAAGAGUUGAGGUUUGCACAACCUUUAUAAAGACUAUCUAUGCUCUAUCUCUAGCCAAUGUGGGACUUCUAACACACCCCCUCACGUCCAGGAUUGAACAGACUGGAACGUGGGAUCAACAACGGGUGACCCAAAUAUGGGUGGUCUCCACAACAAAUGGAUCUAGGAUAGGCUCUGAUACCAUAUUAGAAAUUGGGAGGCCUAUACUCAACCACAAAAGCUAGCUCAAGAGUUGAGGUUUGCACAACCUUUAUAAAGACUAUCUAUGCUCUAUCUCUAGCUAAUGUGGGACUUCUAACACACCCCCUCACGUCCAGGAUUGAACAGACCGGAACGUGGGAUCAACAACGGGUGACCCAAAUAUGGGUGGUCUCCACAACAAAUGGAUCUAGGAUAGGCUCUGAUACCAUAUUAGAAAUUGGGAGGCCUAUACUCAACCACAAGAGCUAGCUUUUGUGGUUGAGUAUAGGCCUCAUAAUUUCUAAUAGACUGCUUUGCUUACAGGGCUUCAGGUUUCACAAUUCAUAAAUAAAGAUUCCAAACUCUUAGAAUUGUAUUCAAGUCUUGUUAUUUUCAUCUCCCUUGCUAACUUGAAAUAUCAAGCUGUUCAUGUUCGUUUAUGUUUUGCUUUUUUCUUUUUCUUUUUUUCCCGUUUUCAUGGACCACUUGAUGAAUAAGAUUAUUUUUCUAAGUUUUCA
Lotus japonicus is the source of this 5661-nucleotide messenger RNA. RefSeq names its product TMV resistance protein N-like. The record is from RefSeq and is a predicted model, not a curated record. NCBI's taxonomy places the organism in Eukaryota, Viridiplantae, Streptophyta, Magnoliopsida, Fabales, Fabaceae. Gene Ontology annotation, biological process: defense response; signal transduction. Bases 1050 to 4832 code for a protein of 1260 amino acids. Gene Ontology annotation, molecular function: ADP binding. The transcript has 6 exons.